Messenger RNA from Brassica rapa (field mustard), 2463 nucleotides. Its product is annotated as cellulose synthase A catalytic subunit 8 [UDP-forming]. The record is from RefSeq and is a predicted model, not a curated record. Lineage: Eukaryota; Viridiplantae; Streptophyta; Magnoliopsida; Brassicales; Brassicaceae.
AUUGAUAUCAUGUUUGGUACAAGUUCUUUUUGGAAAUUUUGAAUGUUUCGGGUUCUAUCGGAUAUCUAUUUAGGUUCGGAUUCAGUUCGGAUAAUACCCAUAACCCAAAAUACCAUAAAACAAGAUCCAUUCGGUUUUUAUGUCGGGUUCGGUCGGUUCGGAUUCAUUUUUAUCGGUUCGGGUUCGGUUCGAGUUUUCGGAUUCGGUUUAUUUGCCCAGCCUUAAUUACAUCAAAAGAAGAUAGAUGAAAUAUUGAUGUCUGUGAACAGGGAAGAAGAGGGAUAACUUUUUUUUUUUACAUUGGAUAAUUAUGCUAUUACAACUAUCAGAAAUAUUACAAACGAUUUUACAGCCGAUUCAGGCAUGACUAUUUCACCUGAGCUGAUUCAGGCAUGACUGCAUCACCUGAGCCGCCCUAUGGGAUCCACGCUUGACGGUACUCCUUGUGCAAUGAUGCAGAUCUCUUGUAAGUCUUUUUCUCUCUUAAUUCGUAUAAUUUUGUCUUUUUCGGGAAUUAAAACCCAGACUUUCUGAUAUAGAAGCAUUAAUGAAUUCUUAGUUAAACCACUGUACCAAAGAAGUUUCCACCCUUGCAUCAAAUUAAAGGGCUUAAAUUAAAAUUAUUGGGAUAUGACAAAUUGCAUCAAAACUCCCUUAAAUUAUUAGCAAACUGACAACAAUCUAAACUAUACUAAAAGGAGAAUAACAAGCCUUAUGAGCUAUGCCACCUAGGAUCAGAAAAUCAGCCAGUAAUAUUGCAUCAAUCAUCCAUGUCAUUUUUGUUUAAUAUUGAUUUGGGCUUCGUGUUUUGUUUUGGGCUUCUUAUUUUACAUUUCCUUAGUUUGUUUAGGGCUUCUUCUCUUAGCUUUGUCGACUCAUUCUCUCUUUUCUUUUUUUGGUGAUUCUACCGUUCUUCUCUUACCUUUAGACUUCCACAUCCUCCUUUGCUCUUCUCUCCAAAUCCGUUUGAACUCAUACUUUCACCACUAACUGCUCUAAUCAAACCUUGCUUGAGCUCUUCAAUGGAUUAUUUUCAUCUUUCUUUCAGUUAUUCUGGCGAAAACUCUACAAAGUUAAUAAUCAAAUGUUUACCCCUAUUGUUUCAGAUCUCCUCCAUAACGUACCUUCUUAUCUCUCUCUCAAGGGAAAACGAAGAUGAUUGAGUCCAAGUCUCCGGUCUGCAACACUUGCGGAGAGGAGACUGGUGUGGAAUCAAACGGAGAGUUCUUCGUUGCUUGCCAUGAAUUCAAAGAAGGUCGAAGAAUCUGCUUGCGUAGCGGCAAGCCUUACGAUGGUAAUUAUCACAUUUCUUCAAAUGUUUUUCCAUAAAUUUUGUAUCUUUUUUUUUUUUGUUAAAAGUAGUUUCACAAUUUAUGAUAUUUUAUUUGCUUACUCCUCAGAGAAUGUGCUUGAUGAUGUUGAGACAAAGACAUCUAAACACCAAUCCACUGUUGCAACACACAUCAGUAACACUCCUCAGGAUUCUGGAAUUUAUGCUAGACAUAUAAGUACAGUCUCCACAAUAGACAGUGAACUCAACGAUGAAUAUAGAAAUCCUAUAUGGAAGAACAGAGUUGAUAGCUGGAAAGACAAGAAGAGCAAGAAGAAGAAGAAACAUGCAAAGGCAACAAAAGCUGAAGACCCUGAUGCUCAGGUUCCUCCCCAACAGCACAUUGAAGAUAUAUCACUGAACGCAGAGGCUGCUUCUGCUACAGAUGUGCUUUCUGUUUUGAUUCCUAUCCCAAGGACAAAAAUUACUUCAUACAGAAUCGUUAUCAUCAUGCGUUUAACCAUCUUGGCUUUGUUUUUCCACUACCGUAUCACCCAUCCAGUGGACAGUGCUUACGGUCUAUUGCUAACAUCUGUGAUAUGUGAGAUCUGGUUUGCUUUCUCGUGGGUGUUGGAUCAGUUUCCUAAAUGGUCUCCUAUCAACAGAACGUAGAGCCAUGAAAGUAAGUAAACAAAGUCUUUAAGAAUAUCCAUAACAUUAUCAGAAACUUAACUCUUGGUUUCUUUUUUAAGAGAUUAUGAAGAGUUCAAGAUCAGAAUGAGGUGCAUUGGCUGCGUCGAUGAAGAAAUCAGUAAAACAAGAUUUUUUAGAAGACGAUGGAAAGUCCGGUAAAGCUGUUGGAACAUCCACACCUGACAAAGGUGUUAUAUAUUUGGAGAGGAGGCAGGCAUUUUUGGCUUUGACCAAAGCUUCUCCCGGCAUAUCAGCCAAUGGUAGCUUAGGUACUGGUUCGUCCAAACUUUUGGUCUUAAGCACAAAAUCAUUAGACGUUCAUAGAGUCUAAUGAGAGCUCAAUGGACCUUUUAGGCAUUCUAACUUUUAAUCUUUAGUGUAUUCAAAGAUGGUGUUGUAGUUUUAGAUACACAAGCAAUUUUUUCAUGGAAAGGCUAUCAAGGCUCUUUAUUUUUUUUUUCUGCAUUUUAAGUGAUGACACUUUAGUCAAUACAUAUUUU